This is a messenger RNA of Prionailurus viverrinus (fishing cat), 2219 nucleotides long. It is a transcript of the gene PLRG1, whose product is annotated as pleiotropic regulator 1. NCBI's taxonomy places the organism in Eukaryota, Metazoa, Chordata, Mammalia, Carnivora, Felidae. The coding region runs from base 299 to 1717 and encodes 472 amino acids. The record is from RefSeq and is a predicted model, not a curated record. Gene Ontology annotation, molecular function: protein binding. Gene Ontology annotation, biological process: mRNA splicing, via spliceosome. Gene Ontology annotation, cellular component: catalytic step 2 spliceosome; precatalytic spliceosome; Prp19 complex. The transcript has 16 exons.
CCCGAUUCCGGAAGGGACUGCACAGUUGUGGCGGCGGUUUCUGUGUUGCAGGCUAGCGUUUCUUGUCUGCUGGAGCGGCGGGUCACCCAGCGGCAUCAUGGUCGAGGAGGUACAGAAACAUUCUGUGCACACACUUGUGUUCAGGUCAUUGAAGAGAACCCAUGACAUGUUUGUAGCUGAUAAUGGAAAACCUGUGCCUUUGGAUGAAGAGAGCUUCCCGCUGCUCUCAGAGCCUUGCUGAGCUGAAAUUGUACCUGGCCAGUACCUCUACUCCCAUCUUUUCUCUCACAAACGGAAAAUGGCAAUCAAGCUGCGUAAUGAGUAUGGUCCUGUGUUGCAUAUGCCUACUUCAAAAGAAAAUUUUAAAGAGAAAUGUCCUCAGAAUGCAUCGGAUUCCUAUGGUCAUAAACAAUAUCCUGCCAAUCAAGGACAAGAAGUUGAGUAUUUGGUGACAGGUACACAUCCAUAUCCACCAGGACCUGGGGUUGCUUUGACUGCAGAUACUAAGAUCCAAAGAAUGCCAAGUGAAUCAGCCGCUCAAUCCUUAGCUGUGGCAUUACCUUCUUCUCAGACCAGGGUUGACGCAAAUCGUAAUGCACCUGCUGGAGGUGAAUACCGACAUCCAGCGGCCGCUGACCGUUCACAGCCUGCCGGGAUGACUUCAGCUGUUAUGGAGGCUGGCAAUGCCAAGAACUCUGCACUGAUGGCUAAAAAAGCCCCUACAAUGCCCAAACCCCAGUGGCACCCACCAUGGAAACUGUACAGGGUGAUCAGUGGACAUCUUGGCUGGGUUCGCUGUAUUGCUGUAGAACCUGGAAACCAGUGGUUUGUAACUGGAUCUGCUGACAGAACUAUAAAGAUCUGGGACUUGGCUAGUGGCAAAUUAAAACUGUCAUUAACUGGGCACAUUAGUACAGUGCGUGGUGUGAUAGUAAGCACACGGAGCCCUUACCUGUUCUCCUGUGGAGAAGACAAACAAGUCAAAUGCUGGGAUCUUGAAUAUAAUAAGGUUAUAAGGCACUAUCAUGGACAUCUGAGUGCAGUGUAUGGUUUGGAUUUGCACCCAACAAUUGAUGUGCUGGUAACCUGUAGUCGAGAUUCAACUGCACGGAUUUGGGAUGUGAGAACUAAAGCCAGUGUGCACACAUUAUCUGGACACACAAAUGCAGUUGCUACAGUGAGGUGUCAAGCUGCAGAACCACAAAUUAUUACUGGAAGCCAUGAUACUACAAUACGAUUAUGGGAUUUGGUGGCUGGAAAAACAAGAGUCACAUUAACAAAUCACAAAAAAUCCGUCAGGGCUGUGGUUUUACAUCCUAAACAUUACACAUUUGCAUCUGGGUCUCCAGAUAACAUAAAACAGUGGAAAUUCCCUGAUGGAAGUUUUAUUCAAAAUCUUUCUGGUCAUAAUGCUAUUAUUAACACACUGACAGUAAAUUCUGAUGGAGUGCUUGUUUCUGGAGCUGACAAUGGCACUAUGCAUCUUUGGGACUGGAGAACUGGCUAUAAUUUCCAGAGAGUUCAUGCAGCUGUGCAGCCUGGCUCUUUGGAUAGUGAAUCAGGAAUAUUUGCUUGUGCUUUUGAUCAGUCUGAAAGUCGGUUACUAACCGCUGAAGCUGAUAAAACCAUUAAAGUGUAUAAAGAGGAUGAUACAGCGACAGAAGAAACUCAUCCAGUCAGCUGGAAGCCAGAAAUUAUCAAGAGAAAGAGAUUUUAAUGUAACAUUGUCUUCAUGGUGGCUCCCCCCCCACACACACACCCUUUUAAAAAAAAAAAAAAAAGCUUGGUGUUGAUGAGGAUAUCCAGUCAUUUUGUGCUCUGGCUAGGAAUGCAGAAACUCACAUGCUUAAAUCAUUCCUGCUUCGUAUUUUAUAAUAAACUGCUCCCCCCCCACCGUGUUAUUUUCUAAAAUAAAUAAUUUGAGAUCCUAAGAAAAUGCAGAUAUCAAGCAUACGCAGGUUCAUUGAACACAACUAUUCUAAAGAUAGAAUAUUUGUCAGUUUUUUUAAAAGACACUUUUUAAAAAAACUUAACCAAACUGCUUACUAUAAUAAGGAUAUGUUUUGAGGGGAGCAGUUGUGUUUUUGUGUGUGUGUGUGUGUUUUUCUUUUCUUUUUCAUUUUCUUUUUUUUUUUUUUAGUCCUUUAAGAACUAGUAUCUGUGACUAAUAAUUUGGGAUUAAAGGAUUUGAAGUCUUACUAUAAUUUAUGUAUGUUUAU